Messenger RNA from Mytilus californianus (California mussel), 1350 nucleotides. Its product is annotated as serine protease inhibitor dipetalogastin-like. The transcript has 12 exons. Bases 153 to 1214 code for a protein of 353 amino acids. Lineage: Eukaryota; Metazoa; Mollusca; Bivalvia; Mytilida; Mytilidae. The record is from RefSeq and is a predicted model, not a curated record. Gene Ontology annotation, molecular function: protein binding.
UCAAUGCUGCAUAAUUCUUAUCGUACUUAAAUAAGAAGCAAUAAUGUUGAAAUCAUUUUUGAUAAAUUCAAUAUAGAAUAACUGGCAUAUUUGGAUAAAAUAUUUAACUGUUAGAAUCCAAGAUCUUUUCUUCAGUUGUGAUUAAGAUUAUAAUGAGACGAAUGUUGGUUUUGCUGUUUAUAUUUAUGAACCAUGUUUUCGAAUCCUCUUCUACAUGUUCUUGUCCAAAAGAUGUCAGUCCUGUUUGCGGAGUUGAUGGCAAUACCUUUGAUAAUGAGUGCGAAAGUGUAUGCUUUGAUGUAAAGGUUAAAUGCAAAGGUAAAUGUCCCUGUAAUGAUUUGUGUGACUGUCCAAAAACAACCAGUCCUGUUUGCGGAGUUGAUAACAAAACAUAUGUUAACCAGUGCGAAGCUAAAUGCGCUGGAGUGAAGGUAAAAUGCAAUAGUAAAUGUCCGUGUGUUAAUUUGUGUUCCUGUUCAAAAAAGUACAGUCCUGUUUGCGGAGUUGAUGACAAAACAUAUGAUAAUAAGUGUAUAGCUAAAUGCGCUGGAGUGAAGGUAAAAUGCAAUAGCAAAUGUCCGUGUGUUAAUUUGUGUUCCUGUUCAAAAAAGUACAGUCCUGUUUGCGGAGUUGAUGACAAAACAUAUGAUAAUAAGUGUAUAGCUAAAUGCGCUGGGGUGAGAUUUAAAUGCAAACGAAAAUGUCCCUGUAAUUUGUGUGCCUGUCCAGCUGUAUACAGUCCUGUUUGUGGGGAUUAUGGUCAAACGUAUAACAAUGCGUGUAAAGCUAAGUGCGCUGGGGUGACACCAAAGUGCAAAGGUAAAUGUCCCUGUAACAAGUGUGUCUGUAAAAAAAUAUACCGUCCUGUUUGUGGAGAUGAUGGUAGAACAUAUAGUAAUAGCUGUACCGCUAAAUGCGCUGGAGUCGACGUAAAGUGUAGAGGUAAAUGUCCCUGUAAGUUGUGUACCUGUAACAAAAAAUACCGUCCUGUUUGCGGAAGAGAUGGUAAAACUUAUAGUAAUAGGUGUAACGCUAAAUGUGCUCGAGUGAAAGUAAAGUGUUAUGGUAAAUGUCCUUGUGGUUGUAAAUGCUCGUUUGUGUAUCGUCCAGUGUGUGGUAAUGAUGGUAAAACAUAUACCAAUGCAUGUUACGCUAGAUGCUCGGGCAAAGCUGUAAAAUGUAAAAAACCUUGUCCAUGUUAUCAUAUUGGUUAAAGAUCUAUGUAGCCAUCAUUCUUUCCGUGGAAGAAUGUGUAUUUAUGUAAAAGAAUAUUCUGUUAUAUUUAGAAACACUGCUUAUAUGUUAAUUUAAAACCAAUUAUCAAAAAUACAAAACACAUGUUUUUCUUUU